Perca fluviatilis (European perch) is the source of this 1627-nucleotide messenger RNA. Its product is annotated as L-amino-acid oxidase-like. Gene Ontology annotation, biological process: amino acid catabolic process. Bases 56 to 1603 code for a protein of 515 amino acids. NCBI's taxonomy places the organism in Eukaryota, Metazoa, Chordata, Actinopteri, Perciformes, Percidae. The transcript has 8 exons. The record is from RefSeq and is a predicted model, not a curated record. Gene Ontology annotation, molecular function: L-amino-acid oxidase activity; polyamine oxidase activity.
CUAACAUCAUAGGUUUAGUUGUUUAAGCCCCUGAAAAGACAGAAAGAAGACUGUGAUGUAUCCACAUUGGUUGAAGUGGAACUUAUUUGCUGCCAGUGUGCUGCUGCUCACAUUGAACCACAGCACCACUGCUGCUGUCAGCAUGAAGGAACACCUGGCUGAUUGUCUAGAGGACAAAGACUACGAUGAACUGCUGCAGACUGUGAAGAACGGCCUCUCGCACAUAAAUACAUCUCAUCAUGUUGUUAUUGUCGGAGCUGGCGUGGCUGGACUGACAGCUGCCAAGCUACUGCAAGACGCAGGACACAAGGUAACCAUAAUAGAGUCUAGUGGUCGUGUUGGAGGACGGGUGGAGACCUACAGGAAUGAGAAAGAGGGCUGGUAUGCUGAUCUGGGAGCCAUGAGGAUCCCAAGUACUCACCAAAUCGUCCGUUGGUUUGCUAAAAAGCUAAAGGUCAAGCUGAAUGAAUUCAUCAUGUAUGACCCCAACACCUUUUACUUGGUUAAUGGGUUGUUGAAGAAGACGUACACAGUGCAAAAUGACCCUGACGUUCUGAAGUACAACGUAACACCAAGUGAGAAAGGGAAGUCGGCCGACGAACUGCUACAAAAAGCUUUGCAGAAGGUGAAAGAUUAUGUGCAGACUCAUGGCUGCGAGGCUGCGCUGAAAAAAUAUGACCACUACUCCGUGAAGGAGUAUCUGAAAGAAGAAGGAGAUCUGAGUUCAGAAGCAAUAAGGAUGAUUGGAGACCUUCUUAACGAAAAGAGCCAUAUGUACACAGCGCUGACUGAGAUGAUCUAUGACCAGACUGACAUCAAUGACAACGCUAAGUACGAGGAAGUGACUGGUGGAUCAGACCUUCUCCCGAAAGCUUUUCUUAAUGUCCUGAAUGUUCGCAUUCUCCUUAACUCCAAGGUCAAACGCAUCAGCCAGUCAAAUAAAGGUGUAGUAGUAUCGUACCAGAAAGGACAACAGUCUUCUUUUACUAGCCUUUCCGCUGACGUUGUCCUGGUAACAACCACAGCCAAAGCAGCCCUCUUCAUUGACUUUGAUCCACCUCUCUCCAUCGAAAAGAUGGAGGCACUGAGGGCAGUCCACUACGACAGCUCCACUAAAAUCAUUCUCACCUUCAGCAAGAAGUUCUGGGAGAAGGAUGGCAUCAGAGGAGGAAAGAGCAUCACCGACUGGCCCUCCCAUUUCAUCUACUACCCCAGCCAUAGUUUCAAAUCCAAUAAGAACAUUGGCGUCCUCCUGGCCUCCUACACCUGGUCUGACGAAUCCCUCCUCUUCUUAGGUGCAAGCGAUGAAGACCUGAAAGAGCUGGCUCUGAGAGAUUUGGCAAAGAUCCACGGCGAGAGGGUCAAAUCUCUCUGCACAGGGGUGGUGGUGAAGAGGUGGAGUGCGGAUCCUCACAGCUUGGGUGCCUUUGCUCUCUUCACACCCUACCAACAUGUAGAGUACUCUGAGGAGCUCUUCAGAAGUGAAGGCAGGGUGCACUUUGCAGGUGAACACACAGCUUUUCCUCACGCUUGGAUCGAGACAUCAAUGAAAUCUGCAGUCAGGGCUGCUACCAACAUUAACAAAGAGUCAGCUAGAAUGUGACACCAUGACAAGCUCUAGGGUCUA